UAUGAUGGGGGUGGUGAAAAUCUGCCCAGAUGAAAACGACUUAAACCAACCUACCCGCCGAGACUUCGUUUGUGGGAUUGAUGGGUGUCAGCGGUUGAUGUCACAUGUCCCAGCUUGGCUCAUGCACAAAGUACAUGUGCAUAAAAUGAUUGAGAAUGAUACAGAGAGAGCCUUGAUGACUAAAACCCCAAAAGUGAAAGAAAAGUUAGAGCAACAAUUUUACUGCCCCAAGAAAGAGUGCUACUAUGGAGCAGAAGCAGGUGUUAGACAUUUCCCAACAUUUAAUGCCCUCAGACAGCACUAUAAGAGAAAACAUGCUGAGAAGCAGUUCAAGUGCAACCAAUGCCCAAGUGCAUUUGGAAGAGAAUGGGACCUGAAGCAUCAUAUGAAAACCUGCAAUCCUGGGGCUGUUUUCAAGUGCACAUGUCAAAAGUUUUAUGGCAGUGUUAAUUCACUUAAAAGGCACUGUUUGGAUCAGAAACAUAAGCCUGAGACACCAGAUCACUUCGAAGAUCCACCUGCCUCAAGAAAGAAAAGAGCUGUGAAAGAGGAAAAGAAGCCACAAAUAACUGUGAUAUAUCUUAAUGCUACACCAAUGCCAACAUCUCAAGUGCCGACCACUUCAACUGCAUCAUCAACACCCAUGACUAACAUGCCUUUGAAACAGACAUGUCUACCAAUGCAAGUGUCCCUUCCAACUACUGGAAUACAAGCAUUUACAGCUGUAUCACUACACGCAUCAACAGCUGUCUUACCACAAAAUUCUUCAUUACUGCCUAUGUCUACAGCUUUGUCGCCACAAACAUCUACAGUUGUAUCCCUGUCAUCAGUUGUGUCACCACAAACAUUUAAAGCUGUAACUCAACAAAUAUCUAAAAAUGUGUCCCCUCAAACAUUUACAGCUGUGGCUCAACAAACAUGUACAUCUGUGUCCCCACAAGCAUCUACAGCUGUAUCGCUGCAAUUAUCUGCAGCUACAUCUGCAGCUAUAUCCCCAAAGGCACAUGUAACUGUGUCUCCACAAACAUCUACAGCUGUAUCUCAUCAAACAUCCACAGCUGUGUCUCAGCAAACAUUUACAGUUGUAUCUCAUCAAAGAUCUACAGCUGUGUCUUCGCAAACAUCUGCGACUGAACCCAUUCAAUUGUGUGCAACUGUCUCCCCAAAGACAUCUACAUCUAUGUCUUCACAUACAUCUUCUGUUGUAUCAUCACAAAGAUCAUCUGCUGUGUCUCCAAAAACAUUUACUUGUACAGCUGUUUCUCCACAAACAGCUGCAUCUGCACAAAUUGCCAUGUCUCCCCAAACAUUUGCAGCUGUGUCUCAAUUAACUCCAAACUCAACACCGCAGAAAACAACCCAAUCACCAGCAGUAAAAUCACUGAAAAGUUUAAGAACUAUAUUGCCCAGUCCAUAUACGAAAGCUGUUCCUGUUAACAAGAAACCACCAAGGCUCAUUUUACCAUCACCUAUGAGUUCAUAUGUGAAGAAAACGUUAAAUACAUUUAUAAAAGCUUCACAAAGUAAGGCAGAGAGCAGAAUGAAAAGUUCUCCAACAUUGUCAGAAAUACCAUCAAAUGUUUCUGAUAGGCCCACUACAGUUGAAAUGGCUCUGAAACAAAGCAGGAAAAAAUUACACUCAGAAGUGGGGAUUCAAGUCAACAGUAAGCCAUCCCCAGUGAAGAGAAAAUCAGUGUCUGAUUUUGAGACUCAAACUAUGGGUGACCAUAUACUUAAAAAAGCUAUGCUCAGUGCAAAUAUAGAAAUCCAAACUGAUACAUUUUUCAAAGCACCAACCAAAUCUCCUAGGCGGAGUAUGCGAAAAAAGCUACAAAGCAGUCAAACGCAGACUUCUGUAAGCCCCAAGAGGCCAUAUAAGAAAACACGUAAAUUGAAAACUGACUCGGGAACAACUAUGUCAACUUCAGUUUCGCAGACCCCCAGCAGAUUAUAUGACCCUACUCUGUCUCAGGUGACAAACAGUACUACAUCAGAGGAGAAUAAUUUUGAGGCCCAUAUAGGGAUAUCUCAGACUACUUCCAUUGAAACCCAAACAUUGACCCCAACUGUACAAGAGUUGAGCAUGGGCACCCAAGGUGCAAUUACCCCCACAAUGCAUCAGGUGACUCCCUCAAUGCAAGAGGGCUCUACAAUAGAGACUCAGACUAUGGUCCUCUUAGAGGAACUAGAUGCCUCAUUGGUCGAGAGUAUUUCAACUCAGACUCGUGAUAGCUAUCUAAAAAACACCCAAGAUGGAUCAGCUGUACAAAGUAUGGAGACCCAAACAGGAACAAUUAAUUUGAAGGAUUUAGAGGGAGAUGAUUCAAACUCAUUGGGAUUGUUCAUGAAUUUACUUCCAUCUCCCCCAGCUUAUAGUUCAGCUGUGACCAAUAGUAGACCUUCACCCCCAAGAUAUUCUGCUGCUCAAAAUCUUGAGACUGUGUCUGAUGCACCAUCUGUGAACAUUGGCUUCAGAACUAUUCGCACGUUACUAAAAUCGAACAGCUCAACUGUUGAAAAAUCAGACACGUCAGUAGAUACAUCAAUGAAGUCACCCAUUAUUACCAUGACAACAUCUAGUUCAACAUCAACAAUAAGCUCAGCUUUACCCCCUCAAAGAAAUUCUCAAGAUCCAGUUUUGAACUUUGACUCUUCUUUAUAUGGUCAGAAGACUACAGAGACAUCUAUGUCAGCUUCAACACAAUCUCAGUUGCAAACAUUGAACUUUGACCCAACAUCAAAUACAAGAUUGAACUUGGAUAGUGUUAAAAAGGACCGUGGAGUGAAAACUCCAACUAUAACAAACCUCACAGAUAUCAAUUUUGAUCUUGCAACCCAGACUCCCGAUAUUGAUUUUGAUCUGUUGACUGGUGCGUCCCAUGAUUCAUUAUUGUCAGAUCUUGCCUCCAGUGGUACUCAAACAACAGGGGAUGAUGGGAGUCUGACGGCUCUCUUGGAGAGAGUCCAUACACACACAAUGGAGACUCAAACAAUGGAGGAUAUAUCCUCCCAGUUUCUAAGUAACAUGGAAACUCAAACAGCGGAUGACAUCCUAGCUGAACUUGGAUUAUCAAACAGUGAAACACAAACAUUUAUUGACAACUCUACGACAAACUUCAUGUCAAAUGGUACUACUCAAACAAGUCAAAUUCAAACUGUCACCCUCCCAGAAAUUCCCCAGAAUUCUACUGAGACCCAAACUCGCCUCCAUAGCGUGGGUGGAAACAGCACAAAUGAGAACAUCGAGUCAACUGACAUUGAAACACAGACAUUGUUUCCUGUUUUGGACUUCUCGCAGUUGUCUGACUCUCACACACAGACUAUGCUGGCUGAUAUGAACAGUUUGUUGGACGAGCUGGAGUCGGAGGGCAAUAAGUCAAAAUUGUCGUAA
Molecule: messenger RNA, 3391 nt
Organism: Owenia fusiformis
Lineage: Eukaryota; Metazoa; Annelida; Polychaeta; Sabellida; Oweniidae
Source: the annotation of a GenBank genome assembly